AGGGGCUGGGCUUUCAGCGUACAUUCGCCUCCGUUGUUUUGAUGAGAAUAGAUGUGUUUUUAAGGUGAUACGACCAUACGCAGACUCCUUUCGCCACAUUAUUUACACUAGGGUAGCUCGGCAGUUGCUACUUUUACCGAUCGAGUCGCUUUUGGGACAAAAAGCGACUUGAUUUUAUCCGAUACGAGCCUCUUUUGUGAAACCAGGUCGAAAGGGAUGCCGCUGCAGACAGACUCCGACGGACGACAGCAGUCUCAGGAUUUAAUCUCCUCGCAUUUGAUCGGGAAAAGCAGUUUUUCUAUAAAUUUAAAAGCCCCCAGAAUAACUCACCCUCGACCGAGUGCUUGUGUAAGAUGUUUAAGCUCGAAUUAAUAGCGUGAAUAUAUAAAAAACAGCAUUAUUUUAUUCCCUUCUUCCUGAAAAGACAGGAGCGAUAAAUAAGUGAGCUAGCUUAACUGCGAACCGUAACGACAAAGCGGGAUCGAUAAUCUUUUAUCUGCUCCGAGUGACGGAGAAGGGUCCUGACCUUUGAACCCGCCGGUUUCCUCAGACCCCUGUGGGUGAACAUAUUGAUCGACAACAUGAAACUGUUGGAAAACUCCAGCUUUGAAGCCCUCAGCUCGCGGCUGUGUGUUGAAACAGGAGAGUCUCGCAUCCUCGGCAGGAUGGAGAGCUACUCCUGUAAGAUGGCAGGGGACGACAAACACAUGUUCAAGCAGUUCUGCCAGGAGGGGGAGCCACACGUCCUGGAGGCCCUCUCUCCCCCUCAGUCCACCAGCGCCACCAGCCCCUCACAGCUGGGGAAGAGCAGCGAGGACGGGGAGAACCCUCUGAGUGACAAGUGUUGCAGGAAGACUCUUUUCUACCUCAUCACAACGCUCAACGAGUCCUUCAGGCCGGACUAUGACUUCAGCGCCGCGCGGGCCCACGAGUUCAGCAGGGAGCCCAGCGUCAACUGGGUUGCUAACGCAGUAAACGGCAGCUUGUUCUCAGCUGUGGGAGAGGAGUUCAACUCUCUGGGGCCGGAGCUGUGGAACGCCAUCGACCAGGAGAUCAACCUGCAGGGCUGUGACAUUUACAGCUACAAUCCUGAUCUGGACUCGGACCCUUUUGGUGAAGAAGGGAGUCUCUGGUCCUUCAACUACUUCUUCUACAACAAGAAACUGAAGAGGAUUGUAUUCUUCACAUGUCGCUCAGUCAGCGUCCUGAGUGGCUACGGCCGCGAUUGUCUCGACAACGAGCUGGACAUGGAGCUGGAUGACGAGGAGGAGAUGGACGGCUUCACUGAGGACAGGUUCCCCAGAGCUCUGUGCGUGUGAAUUCCCCCGAUGGACACGCCUCGGCCAAAGAAUAUCUAGGCUUUUCCUCCUCUCUUCCAUUUUUCGCCCCAUGUUUUUUUUCCUUUUUUUUUCUUGUUUUUUUUGGGAUUUCGCCUCAUCCAAAGC
This is a messenger RNA of Morone saxatilis (striped sea-bass), 1445 nucleotides long. RefSeq names its product MAF1 homolog, negative regulator of RNA polymerase III b (gene maf1b). Gene Ontology annotation, biological process: negative regulation of transcription by RNA polymerase III. The record is from RefSeq and is a predicted model, not a curated record. Gene Ontology annotation, cellular component: nucleus. Gene Ontology annotation, molecular function: RNA polymerase III core binding. NCBI's taxonomy places the organism in Eukaryota, Metazoa, Chordata, Actinopteri, Moronidae. The coding region runs from base 582 to 1319 and encodes 245 amino acids. The transcript has 8 exons.